AUGCAAGUCUGGAACUCGGGAAACAAACUCGGCACAACGUACCUCAUCCCACCAAUACCCACAAACAAUUAUCAGGACUUAGUUGUGCAGACGGUGACGGAGCGAGGCCCGUUCAGAAUCAUCAUCGUCAACGGUGUUCAGCAGCAAAACAACGUGAACGUCGGAGGAUUAAAGACGCAAGAAGUUUCCCUCCAGUCAGGCCAGGUUGCUCAGAUCUGGUUGAAUGAGAGUGCAGGGUUUAAAAACGUGACAGCUGAAAAGCCAGUGGCCGUCCUCUUUGGCCACCCCUGCGCCGUCCAGCGCUACUGCAGCUGCGGGCUGCUGUACGCCAUUCUGCCGCCAGCCCCAGGCAGGACGCUGAAGUACUUAGUUCCUCCAUUUCUGGCCCAGGAUGCCGCGGGAGAGACGAUGGUACUUUUGGCACAGAACGAUUCCACCAGCGUCACGCCCUACGCCUCAAGCUCACCGACGUAUGAUGUAGCCGGCACAGCCAUCCUCUACCGGCCGGGAUUACUUCUCCCUCUGAUCCCAACAGCAAACUUUGCCUGCUGCUUUGUGGUCACAGCAUUAUCCACGAUCUCCAAGAACUACGCCGUGAUCGUGGUCAGCAGUAACGUCACCGACGGGGUUCGUGUUGGAAAUAACCACAUAUCAAGUGCAGACUGGACGAAACUGGAGGGGACUAAUUACAGCUCGAUACAAGUUCCUCUGAGUUUGGGUAAAACUGUCAUCUGGCACACUUCCUCCAAAAUGGCCGUCUACUUUAGCGGGAACAAUGGAAGCACUUUGUUUGGGAACCAGGCACCUGUCGUCAGUUCAAGCCCAGAUUUCAGGGGCUGCGCCGUGACCCCCGAGGUUCUAGACUUGGAAGAACAACCCAGCGACUGGCGUGAAUCUUUUAAAGCCUGCGCUGAUCGCAAACUAGAGCUGCUCUGCCUGUCAAGCGCCGACCUCCAGAAACAGAUCUAUGGCAAACUUUACCAGAACAGGUCUUUAACUAACAACACUGUACAAGAGGUGUGGAUCGGCAUGCGGCGCAGCUCGCUGAACGGGGAGUGGUUCUGGGUGAACGGGGACAGCGUCAACAGCACCACCUGGGGUGACGGCGAGCCCGGUGGGGUGGAGGAAGGCCAGUGCACCAUCAUGAGUCUGGGAAACGGCACGGGCUUUGAGUGGAGCGACGACGACUGCUGCAUGGAUGCUCAUUAUAUCUGCUACAAGGAGCCGGAGCUCUUCCCCAUAUAGGACAGGAGCUCUGCAGCUCUGCACUGUCAUUAGUUUCACUACACAUCCUGUUCACGUAUAAGCAUGCUGUAGCUGCCAGUCACAUUUUAUGGCUCUGUAGAAGAAAAACAUGUACUCUAGUUUAGUCUGAGGGUCUCACGCUCUGCUUGGUGAGACACCUGAACAGCAACCAGCAGCAUCUUAGUCCUGAAAACCGAAGCAAAUGUGUAACUAAGCAUUUAAGAAAGUUUCACUUUGCAGAGGAUGUUCCUGCUGAUCUGACUGGGAAAUGUUACGAUCGUUGGGAACCAGUAUGCAGCAUCACUGGUUUCCUGUUUGAUUGUAAUCUGAGGAGAGUGAGCUGUUAUUUGUCACUAUUUAAAGUGUUUGAGCUUCGUGUGUUUGUAAUAAUCGGCUCUGCAGAAGCUUCAGCAGAGUGAUGCUAACUCGUAUUUACUGUUUGCUCUUAGAUUACGGUUUCUGGGAUAAACGAUCAGCUGCUGAUAGAAUACUUUUCUAUAAUAACUGAAGAUGUA
Maylandia zebra (zebra mbuna) is the source of this 1760-nucleotide messenger RNA. Lineage: Eukaryota; Metazoa; Chordata; Actinopteri; Cichliformes; Cichlidae. The record is from RefSeq and is a predicted model, not a curated record.